Molecule: messenger RNA, 2503 nt
Organism: Gracilinanus agilis (Agile Gracile Mouse Opossum)
Lineage: Eukaryota; Metazoa; Chordata; Mammalia; Didelphimorphia; Didelphidae
Gene: PLAGL1
Product: PLAG1 like zinc finger 1
Exons: 2
Coding region: 1-1434 (477 amino acids)
Molecular function (GO): DNA-binding transcription activator activity, RNA polymerase II-specific
Source: RefSeq, a predicted model, not a curated record
AUGGCAACUUAUCCUUGCCAAUUAUGUGGGAAGAUACUCCUUACCCUGGAAAAAUUCACUAUCCACACUUACUCCCACACAGGGGAACGUCCUUACAAGUGCUUGCAGCAAGGCUGUGCAAAAGGGUUCAUUUCCAAAUAUAAACUCAUCAGGCACAUGGCCACCCAUUCCCCUCAGAAGUCCCAUCAGUGUGUCCACUGUGAAAAGACGUUCCACCGGAAAGAUCACCUCAAGAACCAUCUCCAGACUCAUGACCCCAACAAGAUGGCCUUCGGGUGUGACGAGUGUGGAAAGAAGUACAACACCAAGCUGGGCUACAAGAGGCAUUUGGCCCUUCACGCGGCCAGCAGCGGCGACCUGACGUGCAGGGUUUGCGCCCUAGAGCUGGGGAGCACCGAAGUGCUGCUGGAUCAUCUCAAAGCCCACGCUGGGGGGAAGCCGCCUCCCGGGGCCAAGGAGAAGAAGCAUCAGUGCGACCACUGCGAGCGGUGCUUCUAUACCCGGAAAGACGUUCGGCGCCACCUGGUGGUGCACACGGGCUGCAAAGACUUCCUGUGCCAGUUCUGCGCCCAGCGAUUUGGCCGGAAGGACCACCUCACUCGGCACACCAAGAAAACGCACUCCCAGGAGCUGAUGAAAGAUCGGCUGCAAAACGGCGACUUGCUGAGCCCCCGCGAUCCACAUUCGCCACCGUUUCAGCUCCACGAAGGGGCCGCCGCCACCGCCGCCGCGCCGGCUCCUUUCCCUCUCAGUGUCUGUGGCCAGAAUGGGCUAGGGAGUGGGCUGCAGGCAGACGGCCAGAACCCCCCAUCUGGGCCCUACGAGCAGGGCCUGCGGCACUCCCACCCACUUCCAGAGGCUCUAGCGGCCAUCCAGCCUUCGGGGUCUCCAGGGUCGCCUCCGUGUAAUCUUCAACCCCCGGAAUAUGAUCCAGCCUCUACCUCAUACUCGCCGCUCUCCCACCCCAAAAAUCUGCCCCUCAAAACAGCCUCAAAGGGAUUCUGCAACAUGAACCUCCUGGAGGAACUGGCUUUACAAGAGCCUCACUCUGCAGCCAGGGGCAGCCCUGACCUCGAUCUGUCGAAGAGCAUAGUGGAGAGAUUAAACGUCAACAAGGAAAUGGCGAUGCCCGCUGCUGACUUGGCGAACAGGCCAGCAGCAUCCCCCGCCUCUUUGGAUCUCUCCCACUUCCUGGGGCUUUGGCAGCUGCCUCCCUCUCUCGCCCAAAACGUCCAUGGGAACAGCGCCGUGAGCCUGGGUCCCAGAGAGUCGCUCCCCCACAGACUAAGCCGUCUGGGGCCUCAGCAGCAAGAACCGCAGCUCGCCAUGGGCAGCCUGACGCUCAAUCAGCUUCAUAUUCCUCACAUUCCUCAUACUUUCCCAGCCAGCCCCAGCUCUACCAUCCUGCCUCAUUUCCACCAUGCGUUCAGAUGACUUCCAUUUUAAACGAGUACUUUUCUGUCUGAGAAAACUUUGCAAGCAGGCCAGCCAUCCUGCAAGAUUAUGGAAACUAGAAUUGUCUGCCUUGGGUGGCUGGCUUCACAGCAUGACGUUUGGGAAAAGACACUCACGCAAAAUCACCAACUGCAUGUAUUGUGCCAAUCUGCCAUGAGUGUUCAUGCUUUGUACCAAAUUUUAUAUGAGUGAGUAUUCUAUAGUGGAACUGCAAAUACUGCCAUAACGGGCAUACAAAACGAGGGCUGCUAUAUAGGUACGUCGGGCCAAGUGGAAAUUAACUUCAAGCCAUGCAUCAUAGUAAAAAACAAAACAAAACAAAAACAGUAUAUACACAGUGACCAUUUUUAUAUGGCCUCUAGUGGACCACUAGAUGAACAAGGGCCCUACCUAGUAAAUAAACUUUGAGAAACUUCAUUUCUUCAAGUUGAGAAGAUAUAAUGUUUCUUUUUCUUUUAAUAAAAAUAAAAUACCUUUAUGGGGAUUAAAUUUAACGAGGCUGUGAACUUCAGUCUACUUCAGCAGUUCAGGGAUUUUUCUGUCUUCAGGGUUGGAAAUAGUUUAGUUACUACUGCCAUAGUCAAAUGAAAGUCUUACAAAAAAAAAAACAACAAAACAACCAGCUUCUUAUAGAAAGUUCUUUGUUCUAAAAACAUAUUUUUAUGUAGUUUCCAUCUUCAGAAUGGCAAAGAUGUUUUGCUGACUCCCCUAGUUUCUCUUAAAGACCUAAAUGAUUAUUUAGACACAUUCAGUAGGAAAAAUCCCUGUGGAUUGGUUCUUGGUUAGAACUUCCAAUGUGUGCAAAUAAUGCACGGGCCAAUAAAAGACAUUUGAUGAUUUGAAGAAUUAUUAUUAUUAUUAUUAUUUCAGUAGGAGUAUGAGAUUGCUUUGUCUCAAAGAAAACCCCUUGUUCAAGAUCUUUAUUUGAUAAGUUGGGCUUUAAAUAUUAUUGUACUUAGGAUCCUAAAUGCUGUUUUUCAACACAUAAUAAAUGCAAUAUUUUUCAAUUCUUAAAAAAAAUACACAUUUAUUUGGUCAUGUUACUGGU